Myodes glareolus (Bank vole) is the source of this 5480-nucleotide messenger RNA. NCBI's taxonomy places the organism in Eukaryota, Metazoa, Chordata, Mammalia, Rodentia, Cricetidae. The record is from RefSeq and is a predicted model, not a curated record.
CCGGCCCGUACCCCCAACCGUGCCCUGGCCGCAGAGCCUCCACUGCGGCCCGAUGAAUGGAGUCGCUUUCUGCCUGGUCGGGAUCCCGCCGCGUCCGGAGCCCCGGCCACCCCAGCUUCCCCUGGGCCCACGAGAUGGGUGCUCUUCUGGACGCCCCCUCCCCUGGCAGGGGCCCAGGACACUGCUGCUGCGCAAAAAUCUCCAGGAUGGCUUUGGUUUCACCCUGCGUCACUUCAUUGUGUACCCACCGGAGUCAGCUGUGCACUGCAGCCUGAAGGAGGAAGAGAAUGGAGGCCGUGGCCGAGGAAGAGGAGGAGGAGGAGGAGGAGGAGGAGGCGGACCCUCCCACCGGCACCGCCUGGAGCCCAUGGACACCAUCUUUGUGAAGAAUGUGAAGGAUGGUGGCCCCGCUCAUAGGGCAGGGCUUCGCACAGGAGACCGGCUCGUGAAGGUGAAUGGGGAGAGCGUUGUUGGGAAGACAUACUCCCAAGUCAUAGGUCUGAUCCAGAACAGCGAUGACACCCUGGAGCUCUCCAUCAUGCCCAAGGAUGAGGACAUCCUCCAGCUGGCCUACUCCCAGGAUGCCUACCUGAAGGGCAACGAGCCGUAUUCUGGAGAGGCCCGCAGCAUCCCAGAACCACCUCCGCUCUGCUACCCACGGAAGACCUAUGCCCCGCCAGCCCGGGCCUCUGCCUGGGCCACUAUGGUGCCUGAGCCUGGCUCAGCACUACCCACGGAUCCCCGGAGUCCUGCUGCCUGGAGUGACCCAGGGGCCUGUGUCCCAUCUGCCACCCGUGCCCACCUGGACAACUCUUUAUUGGGGAUGAGCCAGCCCCGCCCAAGCCCUGGUGCCUUUCCCCACCUCCCUUCAGAGUCCCGGACUCCCCGUGCCUUUCCAGAGCCCGGCAGCCGGGUGCUUCCCAGCAGACUGGAGUGCCAGCAGGCUCUGUCACACUGGCUGUCAAAUCAAAUACCCCGCAGGGCGGGGGAGAGACGGUGCCCAGCCAUGCCACCACGGGCCCGCAGUGCCUCCCAGGACCGGCUGGAGGAUGUGACUACCCACCACCCAUGGCCCUGCUCCACCUCCCAGGAUGCCUUGAGCCAGCUGGGCCAGGAGGGUUGGCACCGAGCUCGCUCAGACGAUUACCUGAGCCGGGCUACCCGCUCUGCUGAAGCACUGGGGCCAGGAGCACUGGUGUCACCGCGCCUUGAACGCUGUGGUUGGGCUCCCCAACGUCCAUCUGCCCGCACCUCUGCUUGCCCUUCUCGGGACCUGUCAGGGCCCCAGGCCCCUCCUUCAUCUGGCCUGCAGGGUCUAGAUGACGUCGGGUACAUUGGGUAUCGGAGCUAUAGCCCAUCAUUCCAGCGCCGAACUGGUCUCCUGCAUGCUCUUUCCUUCCGGGACUCACCUUUUGGAGGACUUCCCUCCUUCAACUUGGCCCAAUCUCCUGCACCAUUCCCACCAGAGGCCUCUGAACCACCUAGAGUCGUCCGGCCAGAACCUAGCACCCGAACCCUGGAACCUCCUGCAGAGGAUCACCGUGAUGAGGUGGUCCUGAGGCAGAAGCCUCCAACGGGUCGCAAGGUCCAGCUGACCCCUGCAAGGCAGAUGAACCUUGGAUUUGGUGAUGAGUCCCCAGAGCCAGAGGCCAGAGGGGAACGCCCAGGCAGGAAAGUGGCCCCUUUGGCCACUACAGAAGACUCUCUGGCUUCUAUCCCCUUCAUUGAUGAGCCCACCAGCCCCAGCAUUGACCUCCAAGCCAAGCAUGUCCCUGCCUCUGCGGUGGUCUCCAGUGCUAUGAACUCAGCCCCUGUCUUGGGCACUAGCCCAUCCUCACCAACCUUCACCUUUGCCCUCAGCCGCCAUUACUCCCAGGACUGCAGCAGCAUCAAGGCAGGCCGCCGCUCCUCCUACCUUCUGGCCAUCACUACAGAGCGUUCCAAGUCCUGUGAUGACGGACUCAACACCUUCCGGGAUGAGGGCCGAGUGCUCCGGCGCCUUCCCAACCGGGUGCCCAGCCUACGGAUGCUGCGGAGCUUCUUCACCGAUGGGUCUCUAGAUAGUUGGGGCACCUCUGAAGAUGCUGAUGCCCCCUCUAAGCGACACUCAACCUCUGACCUCUCAGAUGCGACCUUCAGUGACAUCAGGAGAGAAGGCUGGUUGUAUUAUAAACAGAUCCUCACCAAGAAGGGGAAGAAAGCGGGCGGCGGCCUGCGCCAGUGGAAGCGUGUCUAUGCUGUGCUGCGGGCACGCUCGCUCUCGUUGAGCAAGGAGCGGAGGGAGCCCGGGCCGGCGGCUGCGGGGGCUGCGGCGGCCGGCGCAGGUGAGGACGAGGCGGCGCCCGUCUGCAUCGGCUCCUGCCUGGUGGACAUCUCCUACAGCGAGACCAAGAGGAGGCACGUGUUCCGGCUGACCACCGCUGACUUCUGUGAAUAUCUCUUUCAGGCUGAGGAUCGGGAUGACAUGCUGGGCUGGAUCAGAGCGAUCCGGGAGAACAGCAGGGCCGAGGGCGAGGACCCCGGCUGUGCCAAUCAAGCUCUGAUCAGCAAGAAGCUUAAUGAUUAUCGAAAAGUGAGCCAUAGCUCUGGGCCCAAAGCCGAUUCCUCCCCUAAAGGCUCUCGGGGCCUAGGAGGUCUCAAGUCUGAAUUCCUCAAGCAGACUGCAGUCCGCGGCCUCAGGACUCAGGACCAGCCUGCAGGAAGCAAGGAAGACAGUGCUGCAGCUCCCAGAACCCCCUGGGGUAUCAACAUUAUCAAGAAGAACAAGAAGGCUGCCCCAAGGGCAUUUGGGAUCCGGUUGGAGGAGUGCCAGCCUGCCACUGAGAACCAGCGUGUCCCCCUGAUCGUGGCUGCCUGUUGUCGUAUUGUGGAGGCACGGGGGUUAGAAUCCACUGGCAUUUACCGGGUACCUGGCAACAACGCAGUGGUGUCUAGCUUGCAGGAGCAGCUCAAUCGUGGGCCCAGUGACAUCAACCUGCAGGAUGAGCGCUGGCAGGACCUCAAUGUGAUCAGCAGCCUGCUCAAGGCUUUCUUCCGCAAGCUGCCGGAGCCGCUCUUCACUGAUGACAAAUACAACGACUUCAUCGAGGCCAAUCGGAUAGAAGACUCAAGAGAGAGGAUGAAGACACUGCGGAAGCUGAUUCGGGAUCUCCCAGGACACUACUACGAAACGCUUAAAUUCCUUGUGGGCCAUCUCAAGACCAUUGCUGACCACUCAGAGAAAAACAAGAUGGAGCCCCGGAACCUGGCUCUGGUCUUCGGGCCAACGUUGGUAAGGACAUCUGAAGACAAUAUGACAGACAUGGUGACCCACAUGCCAGACCGCUACAAAAUCGUGGAGACACUGAUCCAGCAUUCAGACUGGUUCUUCAGUGAUGCCGAGGACAAAGGAGAGCGAACCCCUGUUGAUGACAAGGAGCCACAGUCAGUGCCCAACAUCGAGUACCUCCUGCCUAACAUUGGCAGGACAAUGCCCCCCAGUGAUCCAGGCUCAGAUUCCACCACUUGUAGUUCAGCCAAGUCCAAGGGUUCGUUGGUUCCCAAGAAAGAGCCUUACGCCCGGGAGAUGCUGGCGAUCUCCUUCAUCUCUGCGGUCAACCGCAAACGGAAAAAGCGGCGGGAGGCGCGGGGCCUGGGCAGCAGCACCGAUGAUGACUCCGAGCAGGAGGCACACAAGGCUGCGGCGGGGACGCAGGAGCCACCCGAGGAGCAGCUGCCGGGCCCCACAGCUGUGGAGGCCCCGGGUCGCCUCAGCCCCCCGACGGCACCCGACGAGCGGCCCGCCGCGGACACGCGCUCCAUCGUCUCGGGCUACUCCACCCUGUCCACCAUGGACCGAAGCGUGUGCUCGGGCACCGGCGGGCGGCGCGCGGGCGCGGGUGACGAGAAGGCUGGCUCCGGGGUGCCCCCUCCGCCCAGCGUGGAAGCCCUGCGGCUGCGUCUCCGUGGCACCGCCGACGACAUGCUGGCGGUGCGGCUUCGGCGCCCGCUGUCGCCCGAGACCCGGCGACGCCGCAGCAGCUGGCGCCGCCACACGGUGGUGGUGCAGAGCCCGCUGACCGACCUCAACUUCAACGAGUGGAAGGAGCUGGGCGGAGGGGGCACCCCGGAGCCAGCCGGCGCUCUACCGCACAGCGACAACAAGGACUCUGGCCUCAGCAGCCUGGAGUCCACCAAGGCACGGGCUUCAUCCGCCGCCUCGCUGCCAUCGGGGGACCUAGGGAACCUACAGGGACUGCCCACGCGCCGCUCGACUGCCGCCCGCCUCCAUCAGUGUCUGUGACACCCUCCCUCAUCCGGGUAUCGAGUAGGGAGGUAGGGCCGUGCUGGUGCCGCCGGCUGGAGUUUGAUGUGAUGGGCAAAAGGGGGAGUCUUCAGGAGAGGGAAGGGGUUGCUGGGAUUCAUGUCCCUUGGAUAAAGGACUGAGUGACCCAUAUCCGUGAGUUCACGUAGGGACCCUUGUUGACAAUGGAGUGUGGGCGAACCGCCCAAGUUUUAUACCGAAGGAAAUCUACAGGCUGGAUUUUUGCGUCUGUCCUCUGCCUUUCUCCCAUCCCCAUUAGCUCCUAACCGAGGAGGGGAAGAUGAAUGUCUGGGGAGCGGAUGUAUAGGGUUGGGUGUCCAUGGGAGAGGGGGCUUGUGUGUGUGUGAGUGUGUGUAGUCACUGUGCAAAGGUGUUUCCAGUAGCUACUUCUGCCCCAACCCAUUCAUUUCCCCACUUGUCCCCAAGCCAGGGCUCUGCCUUUGGUGUACACAGGCACCUUAUCCCAGGCUUGUCAGAGCCCAAGGCUGAGUAGAGGCCGUUUCCAGAGGCAGGAGAACCCCACCACCACCAACUCACUCCUCACACCCUUUGCCAACUUUAGUCACCCCUCUAAGUUCUUUGACCUGCGGACCUGCCCGCUCCUCAGUUUUUUUUGGAGUGUCCAGGAUCUGGCGUCUUCCUCCUUUUGACACUGCUUCCAUGGCUCAGCAUGCAGACUCCCUUUCUCUAAGGGAACCGUCAGGAAGAACCCAUUGAAAUUUCUAGGGUCUCAGCUGGGCUGUUCCUGCAGGGUGGGUGGGCUCCAGCUCCCUGCCCCCACAUUGUAAAUAAACCUUGGAGCACCUGUCCUGCCUCCAGCGGUCCUCACUCACUCCAGGGAAGCCCCAGUGGGGUUGCUGGCCCUGCAGCCCAAGUCCCUCAGUCUCUUUGGUUUAUGCAAAGGUUUGCUGUAAAGUCUCCCCCUCUCCCUUUUACUGUAAAUAUUGUCUCUAAUGUGUAACAUAUUAUAAAGAAUUUAUAAGGAUUUUUAAAGAUGUUUUGCUCAUUUUAAAAAGUGUUGUAACAGUGUUGGAUAAAGCCCCUACGUCUGCAUGGCUCCUCCUACUGUGUCCCUGACACAUCUCUCUAGGCGAUAACUAAGAUUCCUGCUUCUGAAAGCCCUGUCUUCAAAGUACAGUCUAUAUCUUGGAAAUAAAUGGCCUUUCUCGGGCAUGAA